AUGAACAAACGUUUUCUUGUCUUUUCCUUGUUAUUAUUAACCCUCUUCUUAAUCAGCGGUUUCUUCUCCACAACUUCUACAUCAAAUGUUGUUUCCGCUGAAUCAGUUGCUCUCCUCGAUGGAACUGAAGAAGAAAUGACACUUGACAGUCUUGACACUGCCGAGGCAUCAACUGAAUCAAAUACUGAAAAUUCCGAAGGUGAGGAAGAAGAAGAAGCUGCUCUUGAACAAAAUCUUGAAGCAGAAACUUUGAGUGAUGAAGGAGAAGUUUUGGAUACACUUGAUUCUUUACCAACUGAUGAAAGUUCUAAUUUUGAAAAUAUUGAUGAAGAUAAUAUGGAAGAUAUUGGUGAGGAUGAUGAGGAUAUUAAUGAAGAUGAAGCUUAUUAA
This is a messenger RNA of Naegleria gruberi, 390 nucleotides long. RefSeq lists its product as uncharacterized. The transcript has a single exon. Bases 1 to 390 code for a protein of 129 amino acids. The record is from RefSeq and is a predicted model, not a curated record. NCBI's taxonomy places the organism in Eukaryota, Heterolobosea, Eutetramitea, Acrasida, Naegleriidae.